AUGCAAGACCCAUUCAGGCAAAAGAAGCAGAGUAUUUUAGCUAGUAUAUCAACAAAUGGCCCUGAUAAUGUUGAUGCUUCGCCUAAAGGUACUAUUGAUGAGCACUGUUUACCUAUAAUAAACUUGAUCAAUGCCCAUCCAGAUAUGGUAACGACAUCUUCAUGUAGUGGAAGAGUCUCUGUGUAUCUAGAGGGGACGCAAGACAAGAUAGUUUCCAAAGGAAACCAUGGCAAGUGGCUAUUUGUGACACAUGAUCCUUCUGAAAUGUUAGACUGGUACAAGACCCUCAAUUUCACAUUUGAGCCCAAUUUUCCCAGCUCUGCUUACAAUGCAAGGGGAAUUAUAUACAAAUUCGAAGCGCUAAUACUACACGUCAAAUGUCGAGAUUUUGCAACUGCAAAGCAACUAUAUACAGUUGCUAUGGGUUGCGGGUUUCGUGAGAGUGGGAUAGGUGGUAACUUUAACGUUGCAAUUCGAAUUUCGAUCAAGCUAGAUAUCCCCAUUGGGUACCAGUAUGAAGAGGGAAAAUACGUAUGCUUUGUUAGUCAAGAGUAUCUAGAAUAUAUUACCAAGUUAUCGAUAGAUAGGUUUGAUGAAAACUUUAAGAAAUUGCAACAGUUGUACAGUGCUAUUGAAAAGAUGGACUCAUAA
Molecule: messenger RNA, 651 nt
Organism: Lodderomyces oxycetoniae
Lineage: Eukaryota; Fungi; Ascomycota; Pichiomycetes; Serinales; Debaryomycetaceae
Product: tRNA methyltransferase
Exons: 1
Coding region: 1-651 (216 amino acids)
Source: RefSeq, a predicted model, not a curated record